AUGGCUCGUCCGAUGGAGAAGAUUAUUGACAUCAACGACACCAAGGAGUUGUGGAAGGUGGCGGUCAGAGUUGCCCACAAAUGGAAGGUAGUAUCCAACAACAAGGAGCACUUUGAGAUGAUCUUUCAAGACAAAGAGUUAGCUAACAUCUACCAUGUUUUUUGUGUUGUUGAUAGUUUUUGUGAACUUUUUGCCUAUGUGAUUCAUGCUGUUGAUGGGUGUGACAUUCACGUGAUUGUUCCAACUGCAUGCAUGGCCGCAUACAAUGAGAAGUUUGAGGUGGACCAUACGUAUACCGUGUCAAAUUUUGCAGUGCAGCCAAAUAACUUACUUUUCGAACCAUGCUCCCACAAGUUCUCUGUGAAAUUUACUGGAGGAGCUGCUGUUGGUGAUGUUGACAAACACGACAUACCCCCAAAACCACGCACUUUCACCAGUUUCCCCGACAUCAUAAGCGGCAACUUUCAGAAGAAUGUGCUCAUUGCCCCAUUGUAUGUCUGCAGCAACAACACCAUCAAUUGCACCCUUUGGGAGGACUACGCCAAAGCGUUUUUUAAGUUUAACGAGGAGAAACCUGCGACAUGUGACCCGACCGUUAUUUUGCUUCAGUAUGCAAAAGUUAAAGAAGCUGGCCAAUACCCACUUUUCCCAAAGGAUUCACUGCGUAUUGUUUCCACACAACUAACCUCUCAGUCUCAACAAUACUCCCGCACUUCGACAAAUGAAAAUGUUGGAAAUAGUCGUGCUCAAAAGUUGCUUAACGGGGCUGUUUCUAAACCACUCAGUCAGAUGAAAACAUUCCGCGAGAUUACUUUCUGUGCUACAUAUGCAAAAACGAGAAAACUUAUUGCCUCGUCCUACGGAUGGUACUACCAGUGCUGUCAUGAAUGCACUAAAUCUGUUCGCGGUGACAAACCUCCCUACAAAUGUGAUAAUGGACAUUUUACUGAGGCGGAAAUCUAUAAGUAA
Messenger RNA from Vicia villosa (hairy vetch), 969 nucleotides. RefSeq lists its product as uncharacterized. The transcript has 7 exons. The record is from RefSeq and is a predicted model, not a curated record. NCBI's taxonomy places the organism in Eukaryota, Viridiplantae, Streptophyta, Magnoliopsida, Fabales, Fabaceae. Bases 1 to 969 code for a protein of 322 amino acids.